GUGUGAACCUGUAACUUUAUAAAGAUAAUGUCAUAAUAUUAGACAGAAGAAAGAAGGAGAAGAAGAUGAGGAAGGAGUAAAUAUAUAUAGAUGAUGCUCAUGCCACUCUGCUCCUGCUCCACAACUACACCACCAUUUUCAGCUGCAGUUGCUGCAGUCAAAUUUCAGGACCCACCUCCUUCAUUUACUACCCGACGAAUCAACCGAUCCGGAUCCUUCUCCUCUUCCUCCUUCAUUACAACAAUAUCAUUCAAUUCACCCAUAACAAACACACACUCUCUCUCUCUCUCCCUCACACGCACAAAGAUCUAUCUUUCUAUAAUCUGUAUGCUAUGCGUGUCAAUCUAUUUGUUUACAGAUCAGAUGAUGGAUGUUUCUGUAUCUGUAUAGAAUAAGAAACGAGUGAUUUUCAGCUCACUUCCAUGGCUGCCGCCUUCUGUUCUUCUGCUUCUUCCUCCUCCAUUUCUGCAUCGCUCUCUCCUCAUCCUCAUCCCCCUUUCACCCCUAUUCAGGAAUGUGAAAGAGAAGGAAAGGAAGAUGAUGAGUCUUGUGAACAAAACAGUGUAAAAGCUACGCCGAGUGAUUGUUCAGAGAACAACAAAGAAUCGUAUUACGUCCAUCAACCAACGCCUCUCCACCACCAAAACUCCAAGACCGCUGCCAAAUCCUCCAAAAAGAGAUCGGAAUCAUGCGACCGGGGAAAGAAAUCCGAUGACCGAGGGGUGUCGUGCAACAAAUGCCGACCAAGUGCUCGAGAAAAGUUCUCAGUGGUUCCACUCGAUACCACCACCGUCGGUCGUCACUCCAACGCUAGCCCCAACGGAUUACUUAAAUCGAUAUUCUCAUCUCUCGUGAGAAAAAGCCCGAGAUCUGCGUCGUCAUCGUCGGAGGGGUUUACUCCGGUGUCGGGAAAAGAAGAGCAAUGGAAAGGCGCCGUGGCUGAACUCUCUCAUAAACUCAUUCAAGCCACGAAGAAACGCGACGAAGCCAUCCUAGAAGCUUCUCGGUUAAAAUUCUCCAUGACUGAACUCGAAAAAAAGCUCAACAAACUGGAAAUCUACUGCCAUACUCUCAAAUCAGGACUCGAUGAUUGCGCAAACAAAUCAACCACCACGAAACACGAGCCAAUCAAGAUCGGCGAUCACGACAGAGUGAUCGAACAUUUUCUGGUAGCGGUGUCGGAAUCUCGGUCAUCAAUGAGACAUCUCAGCCGAUCAUUAACCGUACAACUCCCACAAAUCGCCGGAGGGAAACUCUACGACCGUAUACAACUACUUCUCCAACCGUACGACAUCAAGAUUUCUGCAUCAACAAACCCUAGGAUCCUUCUUCUGUACCUGGAAGCUCUGUUAAACCGAGCAUUCUUUGAAGAUUUCGAAUCACCCGGGUUUCAAAAAUCCGGAUCCAAUCAUACCCUCAACCCGAUCCACAGAUGUGAAGAAAAUUUCAAAUCUUUUAUCCGUUUAAAGGAGUUAACUUGGGAAGAAGUAUUAAACAAAGGGACUAAACAAUUUAGUGAAGACUUUAGUAAAUUUUGUGACCGAAAAAUGAGUGAAGUUGUAGCCAUGUUGGGGUGGACCCGAGCUUGGCCAGAACCGCUUUUGCAAGCCUUUUUUGGCGCGUCAAAAGCAGUCUGGCUGGUUCACCUCCUGGCCAACUCAGUUCACCCUGGUCUACCCAUAUUCAGGGUGGACAAAGGGGUGCGGUUUGAUUCGAUUUACAUGGAGGACAUGGGUGCGGACAAGACCAAGAAGUUUACGGUCACGGGUCCUAUGGUUCGAGUCAUGGUCGAACCGGGGUUCUAUAUCUAUGGGAAUGUGGUUAAGUGCAAAGUCAUAUGCAGGCUUCUAGCUAUAAACGUGUAA
Lactuca saligna is the source of this 1865-nucleotide messenger RNA. Lineage: Eukaryota; Viridiplantae; Streptophyta; Magnoliopsida; Asterales; Asteraceae. The record is from the annotation of a GenBank genome assembly.